Acaromyces ingoldii is the source of this 872-nucleotide messenger RNA. RefSeq names its product putative short chain dehydrogenase. NCBI's taxonomy places the organism in Eukaryota, Fungi, Basidiomycota, Exobasidiomycetes, Exobasidiales, Cryptobasidiaceae. Bases 44 to 853 code for a protein of 269 amino acids. The transcript is spliced from 2 exons. The record is from RefSeq and is a predicted model, not a curated record.
CCCAUCCCUAGCAAGAGAAAAAGAAGGAAACAGAAAGAAAGACAUGUCUGACCGUACCAUCAUCCUCAUCAGCGGCUCCAACACGGGCCUGGGCUUCGAGACGGCAAAGUCGCUCCUCGCCUCCUCGUCUUCCAAAUACACCAUCGUCGUCUGCAGCCGAUCGCCCGACAGGGCAAAGGAGGCCGCACGAGAGCUGAGCAAGGGAGAUGAGCACCUCGCGGUUCCUCUGCAGCUCGAUUUGCAGUCCGAUGACAGCAUUGCAGCUGCGCAGGCCUUCCUACAGGCUCGUUUCGGAAAGCUGGACGUCCUCAUCAACAAUGCCGGAAUCAACAACGAGGGUUUCACUGCGCCUACGGACGUCGCGUCGAGGCGGAUCCGCUAUGCUCAGACGUGGGACAUCAACUUUUCCGGCACGCACCUCCUGACCGAGGCGCUGAUGCCGCUGCUCUUCCGCUCCAAUGAUGCGCGCGUGCUCUUCAUCGGGUCCAGUAUGGGCUCGCUGCAAGAGAUGAAGGACGGCAAGCCGCUCCAGCAGCAGCCCAUCGUGCCGGCCUCGGGCUGGCCAAAGGAGAGCCUGGGUAUGAACAUGCCCGCCUACCGGGGCUCGAAAGCGGCCAUUACGAUGCUCAUGCUCGAGUGGGCUCGUGUCCUCAAAGGGGACAAGGUCAAGGUCUGGGCAGUCUGUCCAGGAUGGCUCGCGACCGCCCUGGGCGAGGCGGACCCGGAACAGAUGCGGUCCUUUGGCGCACUGGAUCCAAAGACCGGGGCAGACUUCCUACGCGACGUCGUCGAGGGUAAGAGAGAUAAAGACGAGGCCCAAUUUGUCAACCUGCAGGGUUUCCUGCCUUGGUAGAAGACUGCCGUUGCAUUUG